UACUUCGCUGCCUUAUCCACCCGUCUAGCGUUCUCGUCUCUUCUCUUCUCCCCCAAAUCGAUCAAUCGAUCGAGAGAUGAUGGCUUCGAGCAUAGCGAAGCUGCCGUUCCCCUUCCACCAUUGCCGCAGCUGCUUCUCCUCGAAGGCGCCCAGAUCCGUCCCCAAUUUCCACCAUUGCCCCAGCUCCUUCUCCUCGAUCCGCCGUUCGCCGCUGCUGCUCCAGACGGUCGCCUCGUCGGUCGACGUCUCGAAGGAGGACAAGCCGGUGCUGUCUACGGAGCCAGGCCCGGAGGGGGAGGCCGACGGCGGCGGUGGUCCGAAGCUGGAUCCCCGGCGGCUGGAGGAGAAGUUCGCGGUGCUGAACACGGGGAUCUACGAGUGCCGCUCCUGCGGGUACCGGUACAACGAGGCGGCGGGGGACCCUGCGUACCCGAUCCCGCCGGGGUUCCAAUUCGAGAAGCUGCCGGACGACUGGCGCUGCCCCACCUGCGGCGCCGCCCGGUCGUUCUUCGAGAGCAAGAGCGUGGAGAUCGCGGGGUUUGCGCAGAACCAGCAGUUUGGCUUCGGAGGCAACUCGCUCACCUCAGGACAGAAGACCUUGCUCAUCUAUGGCGGCCUCCUUCUAGGUUUUGUCUUCUUCAUCUCUGGCUACUUCUUGCAGUGAAAUGUGUUAAGCAAAUCCCCAAUCUUUAUUCUCUCAUACACUAUAUAAAAAAUAUAGAUAUUUUCUUUAGUUUAAUUUUA
This is a messenger RNA of Zingiber officinale, 744 nucleotides long. Its product is annotated as rubredoxin-like. Lineage: Eukaryota; Viridiplantae; Streptophyta; Magnoliopsida; Zingiberales; Zingiberaceae. The transcript has a single exon. Gene Ontology annotation, molecular function: iron ion binding; electron transfer activity. The record is from RefSeq and is a predicted model, not a curated record. Gene Ontology annotation, biological process: alkane catabolic process. The coding region runs from base 77 to 664 and encodes 195 amino acids. Gene Ontology annotation, cellular component: chloroplast.